Lepisosteus oculatus (spotted gar) is the source of this 5633-nucleotide messenger RNA. RefSeq names its product protein lin-28 homolog B. The record is from RefSeq and is a predicted model, not a curated record. Gene Ontology annotation, cellular component: nucleus; cytoplasm. NCBI's taxonomy places the organism in Eukaryota, Metazoa, Chordata, Actinopteri, Semionotiformes, Lepisosteidae. Gene Ontology annotation, molecular function: mRNA binding; zinc ion binding. Gene Ontology annotation, biological process: pre-miRNA processing.
UUGAAAGAAAAAAUCAAAUGUUCUUUGCAAGAUAUUGUCACUAGAGGGCAGACAACUACUACUUUGUGCUUGGCUCCCAUAGCAUAUUAAAUUACUGUACUACGCUACAAAGCCAUUAAUAAGAAAUGAAUAAAGUCUACACCGUAGCUUUCCAAUACAAAUACAAACUAAUUAAAAAGAAAUUCGUGUAUCAUACUGUAAAAUUAAAUACUGAACCUCUUUGCUGAUCAUGAUAAAUAUUAAGGCUUAGUUUCACACCCAUCGAUGAGUAGAUUGAUUGGUUUAAUUCGUAUUAACUCCCAAUGUAAAAGAUCUAGCAGGACUGUUUAUAACUCCAAUCUUGCUUCUGAUGAGCGACGGGGAAUAAAACACACGACCAAUGUCAACUGAAUGAAGCGCACUGUAAUGCUAGAUUUGAGAUCUAAGUAUAAGUGUCAGCUAUUCAUUAUUUUUCAUCAAUGUGGCUUAUAAAAGGAGCAUUAAAAACAACGGAACUGGUCAACUUUCUUAUCCAAAUGACCACGAAAGGUAAGGGCUACCUAAGAAAAAUCCUUCAAUGCAAGAUCAAUGUAGAGGACAAGUGGCAGCCGAAUAUUUGCUUGCCACUUCUUUUGCGCUUAAAUUCUGAUUAACUGGUUACCCAGCAAACUCUAUGCUAAGAGCUAGGCCAAACGCAGUCUUUUCCGAUCCGUGUUAAAGAAGCGCACUCGGGCUGUGGCGAACAGUCGGGAAACAGUUCCAAUCUGGCGCUGCGCGAUCCAGCAGCCAAUCGCUCCCGCUGAAGUGCAGAGAGCAGGUGAGGCAGCUGUGACGCUUGAGGUUCGAGCGGUAUGGCUUGUCACAGUGUAGUUAUCACCGAUAGGAUUCUACUGAAUGCCCGCUACUCCCAUUGCAGCUACUGCUUCAAGUCCCUCAACUCAGGAAGUGAAUACACCAGUUUCUGAGAAAUAAUUAGUCACUACGACAAUGGCGAACAAUAGGUUUUCAAGGAGACUAUGAGCACAUUGAAGAAGGCCUCAUCAAGCUCAGGAGGGGCGGGUAAAGGUGGCGGAGAUGAUCCAGGGAAAUUGCCCGAGCAGGAAGAAGAGGAUGAAUCCCAAAUUCUACAUGGAACGGGCCAUUGUAAAUGGUUUAAUGUUCGAAUGGGGUUCGGAUUUAUUUCAAUGACCAGUCGUGGGGGAACUCCUAUCGAAACCCCUUUGGAUGUGUUCGUUCACCAAAGCAAACUUUACAUGGAGGGAUUCCGAAGCCUUAAAGAAGGAGAACCAGUGGAAUUUACUUUUAAAAAAUCUUCCAAAGGUUUUGAAUCAUUACGGGUAACGGGUCCAGGGGGUGCUCCCUGCAUUGGCAGUGAGCGGAGACCCAAAGGGAAGACUGUACAGAAAAGAAAACCAAAGGGAGAUCGAUGCUAUAACUGUGGUGGCCUUGAUCACCAUGCUAAGGAAUGUAACUUACCACCCCAGCCAAAGAAGUGCCAUUACUGUCAGAGCAUCCUGCACAUGGUGGCCAACUGCCCUCACAAGACUCUUACACAGCAACCCACAAGUGCUCAGGGAAGAUACGAAACCGAACUACAGCCUUCUACCUCUGCUUUCCUGAGAGAGGGACCAUACUCACUACCACCUUAUUCUCUGGAGGGAAGAGUGGAGGCACAGGAGCGACCAGUCCGCUCCCCACAGGAAGCAUCCUCCAGCAAGUCUUCUGUAUCCCCAGAAGAUUCCAGUCGGAAAGGACCUUCUGUCCAGAAAAGGAAAAAGACCUAAACGAAGUCUUAGCUGAAAGUUCAAAAAGUUUCCUUUGGAGUCUGUAUACAGCAUCUACCUCAUACUCGCAAAAAGUACAGGGGAAGUCAUUUCAGUCAAUGCAGCUCUAGCUUUAAAACAAAGAAACAAACACAAAACUACUGUCUUAAAAUCUGUGAAUCUGUAUUUAACUUGUCCUCCUCUACCAAACAUGAAGCACACAUUUAAGGUGGUUUUUCAAAUUUUACUCACUUUGAUAUAAUUUAACCGAACUCAGCAUUCCAGACAAAUUUCUUGGAACUGUUAUUUAAUCAGUUUACUUGUGGACAAACCACUUUUCUAUUUUAUUUCUGAACAGCUUUGUCAUACAAUUUUCCAGGCCUUCUUCUCUUUAUGGGGUGACCAGGACAAUUGCCAAACAUAAACCAAAGGAUACUUUGAUUGGUAUAUCUGCCCCAGCAAAGAGAAACACCAAGGAAUACCUUAAAAUGCAUUUGUGUGGAAAACCCUUUUAAGGAUGCAAAUAUCAUGGCAGCGUUUGACCCAAUCAAGGCAAUAUAUUAUAUUUGAGAUGCUGACAACUGCCAUCAGCUUUUAUUUCUUAUUAUGAAUGUUUCUAUUGUGUGCCUGUGUUGCGAGUGCUCUUAUACUGGAUGGUGAUUAAUUCUGUGAUCUUUUAGUAUCUGUUAAAACGUGUUGCUUGAAAGUUGUUUUUUGUGUGUUUCUACUGCCGUGUAGAACCUGUUUCUGUUGUAAAUACAAAGGCAACAUGUUAAGAUUAUUGUAUGCUUGGUGGUUUUACUUGAGGCCUGCUUUUAAUUUCUUGUGGAUUAUGUUAAUUUGUCUUGAGUUUAUUAGUGUGCAUUAAACCUUAAAGGUAUGCAUGCAACCAUAGAUGUUUAAAGAAAAAGAAAAACUAAGGACGAACUUUAGCAAAAGAACUCCUGAUAGAUCAUUCGUAGCAAAUUAAACAGUGAAUAAAUCCCAUUAUUUAAUUUGCUUUGUGAAAUCUAAAACUUAAAUGGUAGAUAUUUGAAUAUCUUCAUCUUAGUUGUAAAGAAUUAAUUUAAGUUCUGAAAAUGUAUAUAAAUAUAUCUAUAUAAAAUUACUAUUAAUUUUAAACCUAUCGAUUGUGAUUAUUUUGUUUUUGUUACUACAGCAAAUUGAGAAUGAAUGCACAAACUUUAAAGUGCAUGAAUUCACUUUUGAAUUCAAGUAAGCGUGGCCUCAAGUUGGUAAAGUCCAGCACCAAACAAUUAAUUUACUUUUGUUUUACAGUAAGAGAUUUACUGCUGCUUUUGUUUUUAACAGUUCUGAAUGUUGCCAGAGGAAAACUAAUGGCACUGAUUACAUAUGACUACACUUGAAUUUUUCAAAAGUGUUCAGAAGAACUAUCCAAUGAUAUCAUGCUGUACAAUGCGAAACAUACUCUGCUUUGACGAUAUUGAAUGUGAAAUUUACCUCUUAAAAGUGAGUCCUCACAUUAUCUGAGGAAUACCACUUUAUUUAAUGUGUUUUGACAAAUCAAUGACAUUUCCUUAUAAUAAUCAAGAAGACAACCAAGUAUUUUCAGGAAAGGCGCAUGUCAUUUUGAAAUUCUAUACCAAAGUUUCUUGACUUUAUUGAAGGAAUAAAUGAACGAACAAUGCCUAAAUGGUAUUCCCUGUUACUCCAAAAAAAUACAAAAAGCUCAGCACUAAGAGUUUUACACAGGUCUAGAAUCAAUUUUAGAGUGCAUUUUUCUUAAAUCUGCAGGCACUCUAAAUGAUUUCAAAAAGGCAACAGCACAAACCAAACUAUAGCUCUUUGACUGUUUCACAUUUUCCAUGACAUUUACACACUCAUAGAACAUCUCAGGAUGAAGAACUCUACUCAGGGAAUUUACCAAGAAAGUGUACUUUUCUUUACAAAACAGUCUGCAAACGUCUUAAAUGUAUUCUGAUCAAUUAGAUGUAGUGUUUGAUAUCUAUAUAUGUUUUAUGUACUGAUAUUAGUAACUACCUCUGAGUUAUACAUAGUCUUACAUUUCUAAUAAUCAGAUGAUUUUUUUGUAUUUUAUUUCAUAUAAAGAUAACUAGAAUUGUACUGAAUACUUGUGUAAGUAUCAGGGCUCUAUUGAUUUUUACACAAGUUAUGAAUUUUAUACUGUUUUGAAGAUGGUAAUAUGACAGUAAUCUCAGUUUUCUGUUUACAGCAAAAAGCCUACCUCAUUCUUUUCAGUUAGUAAUUUUUGAUGCUCUAACUUAAUAGACGGCUAAGGAUUCUUUGGUCAAAUCUGACAUUUUUUUUAAAUUAUGCACUGUUUUAAACUGUAACACCAUGAACAAAACAAAGCAUGUAACACCGAACAAGUGUUUGGUCCUUUAUGUCAUUUAAAGGGUUUGUGGUAUUAAGGAGAAUCAAAAAAAAUAUGAGCUAGUGUUUUUGACCCCCAGCUGAAAGGUGCAUAUUCUAAGUUUGCAACAUCUUUAACUAAGAAGAGAAAAAAUAGUAAUAUAUUUAAGCAUAGGAUGUCUUUAUCGAUUUACAGAAUAUUGACUAGGCUUUUAAUUCUGCAAAAAAAUGGUUUGUUUUCUUUCUGGGAUUGCAGUGCUACUUCAAGUGGUGAAUUCGAGAUUGGGACAAUGCAAAAUAAACAUCUCUUAUGGACACAUAGAAGCUAAGAAAUUCUUCCACAAACAUGAAAUAAAUAUAUAACGUGGUAGAGUAAGUCUAAUAAAAAUUCCUUCAACAUUUUUCUUCGAGUUCCAUAAGACAGUCAGGAAAAACUCCAAACUAUUUGUAUUUUUUUUAGUACUAACUUAUUCUUCAAAACGUUGAUGAAAUGGAAAAAAAAACACUUUUUACAUAAAGGACUGUACUAAACCAAAGAUCAAACAUUAGUCCAACACUGCCACCGUCUGCUGAACAAGGAAUAUGCCACUGUUUAUAUUUGGUGAUGAUUAUUACAUUUUGCUUGCUCGUCUUUUAGUGUGUAUGUGGAUCAAAGUUAUAGGUUUUUAACUCGGGUAGGAAGGAGUUUUGAAUCAUCUGCAUGCAAAGGUCAGUUUCAAAUUUCCAAUCUGAAAAGAUGUUCAUAAGACAUAAGUUUAGGCAUGUGAAGAUAUUUGUUCAGUAAUUGUGCAUACAUGUGACAUUAUUAGUAAAAUAAUUUGUAUUAAAAUAUUUAAAUGGCAUAUGUAGUGAUCCAACUUUAAGGUGUAUACACAUGCGUUUCUUCAUUUUCAGUGAAACCUUUAAAAUCAUUGGUUUUGCAGUAUUUCAUUUAUGUGAAACAUUUCUUUGACAAUAUACUUAAGUCAUCGAGCAUACAAUGAUUACAGCGUAAGAUGUACAGUUCUCUAAAUUUUCUAAAAUCAACAUUACUACUGAUUUUUCUCCCCUCUGACCCAUCUAGCUUAAAAAUAAAGGGAUACAGUAUUUAUCAAUCCAUCAUUCCACAAGUAAAUGACCACAAGAUUGCUAGGGCUACCUCAUGAUUUAACAAAUACAGGUUUUACAAAUAGUGAUAGUUUUAUAAGUACUAGUUCAAUAUGCUGCUUGUAUUACUGGAGACCAAAGCAAGGUCUGUAUCCCCUUGUUUACUGUGAGUUUUUCAGAAUUAACUGUCAAGUUUGUGUUUUAACAUACCUCAGUUAUAAAGAUUGGCAUUAAACUUUUUAUUUCAGAAUUUCAAAAGCUGUAAUUGGAUUGUACAAAAUAAAUUAUGAGAUUAUGGUCAGUUCAUUCUGUUUCUUUUUAAUGUUGGAGUAAAGCACUGACUGCUUUUUUGCAUAUCACAUUUUAUAACCAUUUUAAAUGUACCGACUUUUUGUUUCUGUGAAUCUCGGAUUUUCUGAGGUCUUAAAAGUUUUACUUGGUUGAAAUAAAACCUAUUAUAUUGCCAUUUUA